This is a messenger RNA of Manduca sexta (tobacco hornworm), 1192 nucleotides long. RefSeq names its product proline-rich protein 36 (gene brk). NCBI's taxonomy places the organism in Eukaryota, Metazoa, Arthropoda, Insecta, Lepidoptera, Sphingidae. The annotation marks the transcript as partial. The transcript has a single exon. The record is from RefSeq and is a predicted model, not a curated record.
UGUGAACGCGGCCGAAGGUUACAUGAGGCUCGCACAGUCGCACACUCACGCACGGUGGCGCGGCGCGGCGCGGUCGCGGUGCGGGCAGGCGGCAGGCGGCAGGCGGCGGUGCGCCACCAACAUCCGCGCCGCGUCGAGCGAACAGUCAGUUCGGCGCCGUCGACCAACAAGCGCACACGUAUACAUAAAGCGAUGGCUGCCGCCCACACGCACCCUACCCCCGCGCCCGCGCCCAUGCCCUCCGACCGACGUUCAGAGGGUCGUGCCGGCUCUCGCCGCAUCUUCCCACCGCAGUUUAAGCUGCAAGUGCUUGAAGCAUACAGGCGCGACGUACAGUGUCGCGGAAAUCAGCGCGCUACGGCCAGGAAGUUCGGCAUCCACCGACGACAGAUCCAGAAGUGGUUGCAGGCGGAACCGGCACUCCGCGCCGCUUUGCUGAGGCGAGCUCCCCAGCCGGCGCCUUCACCACCGCCUUACGCAGCAGGGUCGCCCGAAAGUGCACGGCUACCUUCGCCGCCUCCUCCGCCUCCGUCCGCGUCGCUGCCGACACAGCUGCCAGUACAAGUGCCUACAACUCUGCCCGUUCAGAUGCCCAUGGCCGUGCCUGCCACAGAGCCGAUAGAUUUGUCAGUUCGCCGGUUUUCACCGCCACCUGUACCCCAACCAAUGCCGCAACAGGCAGCUCUGGCGGAACCCACACGCAAGCCUUUCAAACUGUUCCGACCGUACCUACUAGAGGAAGAAGAGAAGCGGCCAGCAGUGGCGUCGCUGCCGGUGGCGAGCGGCGGGCACGUGUCCGCGUUCGUGCCGGUGCAGAGCGCGGCGAUGGGCGCGAGCGGGUGCGCGCUAGCAGCCUGCGGCGCGGCGCGGUGGUGCGCGCCGGUGUCCUCGUUCGCGCUGACGCCGCUGAGAUGAGUGCGCGCCGCCGGGGCCGAGCCCCGCUGCUGCUGUGAUCUAGUCGCCGUCGCCCGCCUGGCGCCUCCCGGGGCGUAGCCCUCCAUCAACGUGCCUUAACGUACACGCCGCCAUAGUGCAUUAAAUCGUCAUGUUCAGAUGACAGCUUAUUUUGUGUAUAAAAAUAUUAGAUUGUAUUUUUAUAAGGGGAAUUUAUGAAACGUACCUAUAAUGUUAAGAAGGUUGAAUAUUAUUAUAAUGAUUAUUAUUAUAGAAAUAAAGAGAGUUGGUUAUUAAA